AUGCACAAAUCAUAUAUAUCACAUAUAGAUAGAUAUUUUAUUAUUGAAAGAUCUGUUCACCUUGUAAAUGGUUUAUUGGAAAUAGCAUUAGCACAUCGUUGGUUACAAACAACUAUUAGGUGCAUGGAACUUUCUCAACUGUUAGUGCAAGCGAUGUGGAUAAAUGAUAAUCCACUGAUCCAGUUACCUUAUAUAACCAUUGACGUAUUAAAAGCUCAACAAUUAGAGAAAAAAGAAGAGGGUGGGAUAUCAGUUGAGGUGAUCAAUUUGCGAUCAAUAAGACCACUUGAUGUUGACACAAUAGUCAAGUCGGUCAAGAAAACUAAUCGGUUGAUAUCAGUUGAUUCCGGAUUUCCCCAGUACGGGUUUGGCAGCGAGAUAUGUGCUAUAGCUAUGGAAACUGAAAUUUUUGAUUAUUUAGAUGCACCAGUGGAAAGAAUAACCGAUAUUCCUACACCAUACGCAGUAAAUCUUGAAGAUUUAAGUUUUCCUAAUACAAAAGUUAUAAAAAAAGUAGUUAAACGCACUUUAAAUAGGAAAAAAUAA
This is a messenger RNA of Entrophospora sp. SA101, 546 nucleotides long. Lineage: Eukaryota; Fungi; Glomeromycota; Glomeromycetes; Entrophosporales; Entrophosporaceae. The record is from the annotation of a GenBank genome assembly.